Oryctolagus cuniculus (rabbit) is the source of this 947-nucleotide messenger RNA. It is a transcript of the gene GSTT4, whose product is annotated as glutathione S-transferase theta 4. NCBI's taxonomy places the organism in Eukaryota, Metazoa, Chordata, Mammalia, Lagomorpha, Leporidae. Gene Ontology annotation, molecular function: glutathione transferase activity. The record is from RefSeq and is a predicted model, not a curated record. Gene Ontology annotation, biological process: glutathione metabolic process. Gene Ontology annotation, cellular component: cytoplasm.
CCAGGAGGUUCUGGAACGUAGGUGGGGGCCAGGGCCUGGGCCGCAGAGGGCACAGGGCCAGGGGCUGAGGCUGACAGAGGCUGUGGAGCCCGGCCCGCGUCUCAAGCAUGGUCCUCGAGCUCUACCUGGACCUGCUGUCCCCGCCCUGCCGCGCCGUCUACAUCUUCGCCAGGAAGAACGGGAUCCCCUUUGACUUCCAGUUUGUAGAUCUCCUCAAAGGUCACCACCACAGCAAGGAGUACAUCAACAUCAACCCCCUGAGGAAGCUGCCCUGCCUCAAGGAAGGAAAAUUCAUCUUAUCUGAAAGUGUGGCCAUCCUCUUCUACCUGAGCCGCAAGUACAGUGCCCCGUCGCACUGGUACCCGCCUGACCUGCACACGCGUGCCCGUGUGGACGAGUUCAUGGCCUGGCAGCACACAGCCAUUCAGCAGCCCAUGAGCAAGAUACUCUGGGUCAAGUUGCUGAUUCCCUUGAUCACGGGGGAGGAGGUUCCUGCCGAGAAGAUGGAGAGUGUGUUGGAAGAGGCAAACAAAAACCUGCAGCUCUUUGAGGAAAAGUUCCUGCAGAACAAGCUGUUCAUCACGGGGGACCACAUCUCACUGGCCGACCUGGUGGCCCUGGUGGAGAUGAUGCAGCCCAUGGGAGGCAACCACAACGUCUUCCUCAACAGCUCCAAGUUGGCCGAGUGGCGCAUGCGCGUGGAGCUGACCAUCGGCUCCGGUCUCUUCUGGGAGGCCCAUGACCGGCUGGUGAAGCUGGCGGACUGGGACUGCUCCACGUUGGCUCCCUCGGUCAAGGAGAAGUUCAUUGAGUUUCUGCAGAAGUUCAAGUGAGCCCAGAGGCGGCCCGUGCCGGCCGGCUCAGCCCGCGAAACCUCCUUUCCCGGGGGGAGAUGCUAAAAACACAUCCUUGUUUCUUUUACCUAAUAAAGAACGAUGACCACUGGC